This is a messenger RNA of Effrenium voratum, 1995 nucleotides long. Lineage: Eukaryota; Dinophyceae; Suessiales; Symbiodiniaceae. The record is from the annotation of a GenBank genome assembly.
AUGAUCUGCGGAGUGUCGCGGACCGCUGAGGAGGCGAAGAGGCGUCAUGUUGGGAUGAUCACAGAGUGGGAUGAGGACCAGCAGAUGGGGCUGGUGGACUUGGAAGAGCCGCUCUUUGGCAUCGACCAAGCGUCGCUGGUCUCCGUGGACAUCGAGAGGCUGCCAAAGGAGCCCAUAGGCCUCCCGCUGGACUUCGUGCUGGCCCUGAAGCCCACGCAGGAGGGCUUGGAGCUGCAGUGCGCCGACGCGCGGGUGCAGGCGGAGGCGGAGGCGGAGGCGGAGGCGGAGGCCGCCGUAGACGAGCCGAGCGCGGAGCGGCCGGCGGCGAGGGCUCCGCGGCCGCCGAACCACCCGCCGCCCAUGUCCCGCGCGCGCUCGGAGGACCAGCCAAAGGCGCGGGGCCGGGGCCGCCGGGAGCGCCGGGAGCGCCGGGAGCGGAGCCGGAGCCGGCGGAAGGGCCAGAAGCGGCCGCGCCCGCGGGCGGUGCGGCGGCCGCGGCUGCUGGUGCGACCGCCCAACGCGCGGGAGGAGCGGAAGAUGGGGCUCCGGGAUAGGAACGGCCGGCCGCGGAAGCAGCUGGUGGACUGGCCGGAGAACCCCAGGACCGGCAUGAUCUUCGAGUGGAAUGCUCAAGACGGCGAGGGCUGGAUCCAGCCUGAUGAGCCCGUGUGCCAUGCUCGCGUCCACAAGUCGGGGCGAGUCUGGUUCCACGACGGUGACUUGAGCUCCGACUUGGGCGAAGACGAGCCCGUCGGGCUUCGCGUGAAGUUCGUGGUGUUCGAGCGCUGCCUCACGGUGGCCGCAGCCUUCGUCACGGUCCUGACAGAUGACCCGGAGCCUGAUGCGGACGAGCCGGUGCUGGAGCCCUUCUUGCUGCCAGAAGCCGCGCCGGAGCUUGGCGACGAGGGUCUAUCGGAGCGAAGUUUCAGCAUGGAGGAGUCUUGUCAUGAUCCGGAGCAGGGGGAGUCUGAGCACCCUGAGUCCGACGCGGACGACAUGCCGGAGGAGCGCCGACCUUACGAGACCUGUGAUGAGGAGGCCAUAGACGCGGCCUCUGCAGAGGCGGAGGAGCCGCCGCCGGAGGAGGAGGACGUCGAGCCGACGCCGAAGAGGAUCAAGGUGAAAGUGGAGCAGAACUCCGCCGCCUGCGCGGCGGCCAGGGCGGUGCUGCAGCAGGAGGUGCCGGAGGUGAUGCAGGACUUUGCCGGGCCCCAGGAGAAGUGGUCUGUGGGGGAGCUCAACAAGCGCGUGCUGAAGUACUUCACCAACGGCCUCUCGGCUGCCGUGGAGGGCAACCACAGCGCCUGGCGCGCUUUGGCACAGAAGUUCCUGGAGAAGAGCCUCCGCUCCUUCGCCUGCGCCUGCGGGAGCCGCGUUUGGUUCAUGGAAGCCGAGGAGAGACUCAAGCCGGUGCUGAGCAGAACCGCGUGGGAGCUGGUCCAGGACUGCGAGGACGCGGACAGCAGCACUCCAUCCUUGGUGGAGCUGUUGGUGGACACGGCCUACGCGGAGCUGUCGGACCAGCACUGCUUUGAGGUAUCAGUGCGGGAUGCUGUGCAGAAGAGCUACGGCGAACAUGGGCAAGCGGUGGUUUCAAAGAUGAUCCAAGCCCUGCACCGGAGCUACCCAGGAGCUGUGAAGGAGGGCGAAACGGCUGAGGGCUUCCGCAACGAGAAGAUCGAGGCCUUUGCCCACAGUUGGAUCAACAAGAGCAUGGACCGCGCCUACAUGAUGCUCGGGAAGGAGAAGCAUGAUCUCUUGCUCACCGAGAGCGCCAUGGUUGACCUCUUCAAGUGGCUCAUGUCCCCGGAGAAGACGGAGACCUUCUCAUGCAUUCCACGGGAGCUCCUCGGGAACACCCCCAGGCCCUCGUGGAACUGGAAGUUCAUCCGCCCCACGGUGUGCAAGUUGCUGGAGCGCUGGGCGGAAGACUCGGGCACGAGCCGGGUGCAGCGGAAGCGGCCCAUGCCUUUGGUGCUGCGGAACAGCAUGUAG